Xylona heveae TC161 is the source of this 4164-nucleotide messenger RNA. Its product is annotated as pyruvate carboxylase. The transcript has 13 exons. Lineage: Eukaryota; Fungi; Ascomycota; Xylonomycetes; Xylonales; Xylonaceae. Gene Ontology annotation, biological process: pyruvate metabolic process; gluconeogenesis. The record is from RefSeq and is a predicted model, not a curated record. Gene Ontology annotation, molecular function: pyruvate carboxylase activity; metal ion binding; ATP binding. Bases 428 to 3988 code for a protein of 1186 amino acids. Gene Ontology annotation, cellular component: cytoplasm.
GGAUUGCGUUGCUUUUGGUCUCUCUUGACCGCGCGCGCCCCAUGCCAUCUUGAGAACAGAACCGGAUCCCUACACUGCCUUUUUUGCCGUCAUCCUAAGCCUUCUUCGUUCUGCCCCUAACGCCGCGAUCCUCAAACCCAUAUCAUAUCUUAGCUGUACCCUCCUAACCGCUUGACGCCUUAUUUUUCUCUCCCUCACCUCCGACCACCCAGCCCUUCUUCUACCGGCUCUCGUCCUCCUUCUUCUCUUCUAUCCUCACCCGUCCCUACUCUUCCCCAUUCAUACUUAACACUUCCAACUUCCAUCGACCACUUCUGGUGAAGUCCCCUUCGUCGCGAGACUCUUGCUCUCUCUGCGACGACUGGCCUUCGCGGUCGAUCGACCCUCUUAGUCUUUUCUGAGGCUUCCGCUUCUGCCAUCAUCAACCAUGGGUCCUGCUCACGAUGAGCCCGAGGUGCUCGAGGGCACCAUCGGUAACAAGCACCAGCACUCGGUGCACCACCGUCUGCGGGCCAAUUCUUCUAUCAUGAAAGUGAAGAAGAUUCUCGUUGCCAACCGUGGAGAAAUUCCGAUUCGAAUCUUCCGAACGGCCCACGAGCUCUCCCUCCACACGGUCGCAGUCUUCAGUUACGAGGACCGUCUCGGCGCUCACCGACAGAAGGCUGAUGAGGCCUAUGUUAUUGGAAAGCGCGGCCAGUACACCCCCGUGGGUGCUUACCUUGCCGGAGAUGAAAUUAUCAAGAUUGCGCUCGAGCACGGUGUCAACAUGAUCCACCCUGGCUAUGGUUUCCUUUCGGAGAACGCAGACUUUGCCCGCAAGGUCGAAGCCGCCGGCAUGAUUUUUGUUGGUCCCUCCCCCGAGACCAUUGAUGGUCUGGGUGACAAGGUUUCGGCCCGUCAGCUCGCCAUCAAUUGCAAUGUCCCCGUUGUCCCUGGUACUCCCGGUCCCGUCGAGCGAUACGAGGACGUCAAGGCUUUCACCGACGAGUACGGCUUCCCCAUUAUCAUCAAGGCUGCCUUUGGAGGUGGUGGUCGUGGUAUGCGUGUUGUCCGCGACCCUGCCGAGCUCAAGGACGCCUUCGAGCGUGCAACUUCAGAGGCCAAGACCGCCUUCGGUAACGGCACUGUCUUCGUCGAACGAUUCCUCGACAAACCCAAGCACAUUGAGGUCCAGCUUCUCGGUGACAGCCAGGGCAACGUCAUCCACCUUUUCGAGCGUGACUGCAGUGUUCAGCGUCGUCACCAAAAGGUCGUCGAGCUUGCUCCUGCCAAGGACCUUCCUCGCGAGACCCGCGAUGCUCUCCUCAGUGACGCCGUCAGACUCGCCAAAUCCGUCAACUACCGCAACGCUGGUACGGCUGAAUUUUUAGUUGACCAGCAGAACCGUUACUACUUUAUUGAGAUCAACCCCCGAAUUCAGGUCGAGCACACCAUCACCGAAGAGAUUACUGGCAUCGAUAUCGUCGCGGCUCAGAUCCAGAUUGCGGCCGGUGCCACGCUUGAGCAGUUGGGCCUCACCCAGGACCAAAUCUCCGUCCGCGGUUUCGCCAUCCAGUGCCGUAUCACCACGGAAGACCCCACGAAGAACUUUGCUCCGGAUACUGGCAAAAUUGAAGUCUAUCGUUCCUCGGGCGGUAACGGUGUCCGAUUGGACGGUGGUAACGGAUUCGCUGGUGCCAUCAUUACGCCUUACUAUGACUCGAUGCUUGUCAAGUGCACUUGCCACGGCUCGACCUACGAGAUUGCCCGGAGAAAGAUGCUCCGUUCCCUGGUUGAGUUCCGUAUCCGUGGUGUGAAGACGAACAUUCCUUUCUUGGCUUCGCUGCUCACGCACCCCACUUUCAUCGACGGAACCUGCUGGACCACUUUCAUUGACGAUACUCCCGAGCUGUUCGCUCUUGUGAGCAGCCAAAACCGUGCUCAAAAGCUCUUGGCUUACCUUGGUGAUGUCGCUGUCAAUGGCAGCAGCAUCAAGGGCCAGAUUGGCGAGCCCAAGUUCAAGGGCGAGAUCGUUAUGCCCGUUCUCAAGAGCAAGGCUGGCGAGGUUAUCGACACUACCGCACCUAGCACUGAAGGCUGGCGGAAGGUCCUCGUCGAGCAGGGACCUGAGGCAUUUGCCAAGGCCGUUCGCCAGAACAAGGGCUGUUUGAUCAUGGACACCACCUGGCGUGACGCUCACCAGUCUCUGCUGGCCACCCGUGUUCGUACUAUUGACUUCCUUAACAUUGCCAAGGAGACCAGCCACGCCUACCACAACGCCUACAGUUUGGAAUGCUGGGGUGGUGCUACCUUUGACGUCGCCAUGCGAUUCCUCUAUGAGGACCCUUGGGACCGUCUGAGACGCAUGCGCAAGCUUGUUCCCAACAUUCCUUUCCAGAUGCUCCUGCGAGGCGCCAAUGGUGUCGCAUACUCCUCGCUCCCUGACAAUGCCAUUGAGCAUUUCGUCCUUCAGGCGAAGAAGAACGGUGUGGACAUCUUCCGUGUCUUUGAUGCUCUUAACGAUAUCGACCAGAUUGAAGUCGGUGUCCGAGCUGUUAAGAAGGCUGGUGGUGUGGUUGAAGCCACCAUGUGCUACAGUGGUGACAUGCUUAACCCCAAGAAGAAGUACAACCUCCAGUACUACCUGAGCCUGGUCGACCGCAUUGUUGCCAUGGGCACGCACGUCCUGGGCAUCAAGGAUAUGGCUGGUGUUCUCAAGCCCAAGGCUGCCACCCUUCUCAUCGGCUCUAUCCGUGAGAGAUACCCUGACCUCCCCAUCCACGUUCACACUCACGACUCCGCUGGUACGGGUGUCGCUUCGAUGGUUGCGUGCGCCCAAGCUGGUGCCGACGUGGUUGACACGGCCACUGAUAGCAUGUCGGGAAUGACCUCGCAGCCCAGCGUUGGUGCCCUGCUUGCCUCUCUCGAGGGCACUCCUCUCUUCCCCGGCCUGGAUAGCUCAGCUGUUCGCGCUAUCGACACCUACUGGGCGCAGCUUCGGUUGUUGUACUCUCCUUUCGAGGCUGGUCUUACCGGCCCUGACCCUGAAGUCUACGAGCACGAAAUCCCUGGUGGUCAGUUGACCAACUUGAUCUUCCAGGCUUCUCAGCAGGGUCUGGGUUCCCAGUGGUCGGAGACCAAGAAGGCGUACGAGGCCGCCAACGACUUGCUCGGCGACAUUGUCAAGGUUACUCCCACCUCCAAGGUCGUUGGAGAUCUGGCUCAGUUCAUGGUCUCGAACAAGUUGAGCUACGACGACGUCAUCGCAAAGGCCGAUCAGCUCGACUUCCCGGCCUCAGUGCUCGAAUUCUUUGAGGGUCUCAUGGGUCAGCCUUAUGGCGGUUUCCCCGAGCCGCUCCGUACCAAGGCUCUCCGUGGCCGCCGCAAGCUGGAGAAGCGCCCUGGUCUUUUCUUGCCAUCCAUGGACCACGACAAGAUCAAGCUCGAGCUCAGCGAGCGGUACGGCAGUGCUUCAGAGUGCGACGUUGCCAGCUACAACAUGUACCCCAAGGUCUACGAAGAUUGGCAGAAGUUUGUGGCCAAGUUUGGCGACCUGACCGUGCUGCCCACCCGCUACUUCCUGUCUAAGCCUGAGAUUGGCGAGGAAUUCAACGUUGAGCUUGAAAAGGGUAAGGUGUUGAUCCUGAAGCUCUUGGCUAUCGGCCCGCUCUCAGAGCAGACUGGCCAGCGUGAGGUCUUCUACGAGGUCAACGGUGAGGUUCGCCAGGUCACCGUCGACGACAAGACGGCCGCUGUGGACAAUGCGACCCGCCCCAAGGCUGAUGCGUCCGACUCGAGCCAAGUCGGUGCCCCCAUGUCUGGUGUCGUUGUGGAAGUUCGUGUGCAGGAGGGUGUUGAGGUCAAGAAGGGCGAUCCUAUUGCCGUUCUCAGUGCUAUGAAGAUGGAAAUGAUCAUCUCCGCACCGCACCACGGCAAGGUGGGAUCAUUGCAAGUCAAGGAGGGUGACUCGGUCACCAGCCAGGACUUGAUUUGCAAGCUUGUUCAGUAGAGGAUAUGAUUCAUGUGAUGUGUAUGGUUUUGGAAGCUUUUAGAGAUUCUACUUUUUUCCCUUGAUUACCUGCCCGAAAAGGAAAUGGGCCCUUUUUUCUAUUUAAGCGUGUUUGACUACUAUUAUUAUGUUCUACUUUUUCUACGACAAGUUGUACGAAUGAUAAAUGAAAUGAG